This is a messenger RNA of Raphanus sativus (radish), 908 nucleotides long. RefSeq lists its product as uncharacterized. Lineage: Eukaryota; Viridiplantae; Streptophyta; Magnoliopsida; Brassicales; Brassicaceae. The transcript has a single exon. The coding region runs from base 75 to 722 and encodes 215 amino acids. The record is from RefSeq and is a predicted model, not a curated record.
UCUCUUUCGCACAAACAACAACUUUUCUUCUUCUUUCUCUCUCCUCUCUCCACUCUCUCUCUCUCAUUGCGAAGAUGAUAGAUUCUACCUUGGAGUUCGUCAACAAAACCACUUCCAAUUCUUUAUUCAUGUUUCUCUUCUGCAACGUGAUCAUCAUCUUAAUCCUCAUGGGAAACUCUAAACCGGGUUCAGAAGACAAGCUCGGUUCGAAGGAACCCAUGCUGGUAUCUGAAUCGGUUCUCUCUUCCAAGUCCAUGUUGUUAUCUGAGUCGAGGACCCUCAACUCAAAGGCCGAUUUUAAGAAACCCGUGCUGAUACCUGAAUCGGUUCUGUCCUCCAAACCCGUGCUAGUGUCUGAAUCGGUUCUCUCUUCCAAACCCGGUUUGGAGAAACCAGAGUUAAUAUCUGAUUCUACUCUCCCGUUAAAUCCCGGUUUACAAGAACCGGGAACGAUAUCAAAGUCGGUUCGCUCCUCCAAACCUGUGGGUUCUGAUCAAUCGUUGACUUCUAAAUCCGGUUUGAAUGUAAUAUCUUCGGGGUUGAAACUCGGUUCAGACUGUUUAGAGAAGGAUGACGAGAGAGGGAGAAUGAGAAAGAAAGAGAGCUUGGAAGUAGAGAAUGAGAGCCUGGAAGUGGAGUGUGUGCUUAGAAGACGAGCUGAAGAAUUUAUCCGUAAAGUUAAUACUCAAUGGAAAUUAGAGAAUACUUGUCUCCGAUACUAAUCAGAGUUUUGUUUGUAAUUAUCGAAAUGCUCUUUUUCAAAAACAAAAUGUUUUUAUGGAAAUACUUUUUUAAAAACAACUAAAUUUAGAUAUGUGUUUCAACCGCACAGAUUUUUUUUUGAAUUGUAUACAAAAUUUGUGAAUUAAUGUUUUGAAAUUGUUAUAAAUUAUUACGUUAUAAAAUCA